Messenger RNA from Fopius arisanus, 6080 nucleotides. RefSeq names its product GTPase activating protein and VPS9 domains 1 (gene Gapvd1). Gene Ontology annotation, cellular component: cytosol; endocytic vesicle. The transcript is spliced from 4 exons. Gene Ontology annotation, molecular function: guanyl-nucleotide exchange factor activity; small GTPase binding. The record is from RefSeq and is a predicted model, not a curated record. Gene Ontology annotation, biological process: vesicle-mediated transport; regulation of GTPase activity. The coding region runs from base 235 to 4614 and encodes 1459 amino acids. Lineage: Eukaryota; Metazoa; Arthropoda; Insecta; Hymenoptera; Braconidae.
AAGUAGAAGAUGGUUGUCUAUCUAUUGGGGGUGUAACUGAAGGCUCAUUAUCUGAAAUAAAAAGAGUGUAGUAUUAUCGUCGACAAUAAGCGUCUCGACUCCAGCGUCAAAGAGUAACGAAUUGUCUUGAAUAGAAAAAAAUCACAUUCAGUGCUCUAGAAAGAUAGCAGUGCUAUGCGACCUCCCCUCGACCGUGACCCCGGUACCCAGUAAAAGUAGUCCGAGCCCACCAGAAUGUCGUCAGUGACCAGCGUGGACUCACUGGGAACCUUCCACUGGGAUAUGCUGGAGCUAGCAGGUCACCUCCGUCAGGAGCGUCUGUUCGUGCACUCGGAGCAGCAAAACCUUCAGCUGCUGAAUGAAAAAGUGUUAUCACUCUCCUCAGAUCUGGCCCAACAAGCCUGGAUUACCGACCAGCAACGAGUAAAUCUGAAUCGUCUGAUCGUAGCCAGGCCAGACUGUAGUCCAGCCUCGUGUUGCCAACGUUCCAAUACCCUGGAGAGUAGCCACUUCGUCGAUGCCUUUAAACACCUGAGAUACCAAUCCUGUUUGACUUACGGCGACUUUCUCUGCUCCCUGAGAAAAUCACCGAAGCUAUUGGCCUCAUGCCUAGUCGAAGGUGACAAAUUGAUGCCCGAGGGCAUGCAGAGUAUCAUCCAAUCCCUCUCAGGAGGUCUCUAUGGCAGCUGCCUCCUGCCCGAGGACAAACUCUUCGUUCUAAAACUCCUUCGUCACCUGGUGCUCCUCCAGAUCGUUCCCUCCGACAAUCCCAGAAGACUCCUACGUCAUGGCACUUGCGCUUUCUCUCGUUUCUACUCAGUAUUCCACGAGAGCCUCUUCUCUGCUAAGCUCUUCCUCACGGCAGCCCUCCACGGCCCCAUUACCCAGCUCCUCAUGGAGGACGAGGUGUUUCUGGAUAUCGAUCCAGACAAGGCGCCCAUCAGAUUCCCUCCAGUGGAGAGAAUGAAGAAAUUCGGGAAAGAAGGCACACCUGAUUACCAGUCACGUCUCCAACGCUAUCGCCUGUGGACAAUAAAUUCUCUUGUGCGAAUCACUUCUAGAUUUAUUAUCAGUAUUCGAGAAAAUAUGCACUGCUUCCCCACUAGUGUCUGCUGGCUGGUGCGACAAAUGGCAGGACUUCUAACUAAAACUGGAAAUGUUGACCAGAAGGAGGUGCACGCCAUGUGCACAGACCUGGUAUUCACUUAUUUCGUGUGCCCUGCUAUUGUCAAUCCCGAGCCGUACGGCAUCACCGAUACCCCCAUCAGCUAUGUGGCGAGGUUUAACCUGAUGCAAGUGGGACAAAUCCUGCAGAUGUUGUCGCUCAUGAAGUACCAGACGAUUGACUCAAAAGUCAUGGAUUUGUACAAGAGAUUCGAGAAGGACUCAAUCUCGUCAAUAAUUGACUCGAUGCUUGAGGGUAAUGACGAUCUCCACGAGGAGCCCACCAUCCUCGAUAACACGAAGCUCCAGGGGCUGACAAGAUCAGCAGCCCUCUUCACGGAGAGCGAAUUGAAUUCUUUGCUGCAAUUUCUGCAGACUGUGAAUACGAGGAAUAACGAGGAACCAGAGCCUGAGGACUGUCGAAAGAAGCUGGAGGAGAUGAUGACGCAACUGCCAUCUGGUAGUGUGCAGAAGGUGUCUAAUAUAUCGCCAGAGACCCCCAGCAAGCGAGGGGGACUCCUGGGUAAGGUUUCUCAAGGUCGAGGCACCAGGAUAUCUUCCUCCUCGAGUGUUCCAGAUGGCGCUGAGGACACCAACGGAGCGUCAGGUCCAGAGGAAGACCUUCCCGAAAAAUCUCAGGACGUGCUGGUGAUUCCCUUCGGGCCAGUCGUUGGCGAAUCCGUGGGACUCCUCAGCGAGCAGAAAAUCCUCUGCAUGGGCUUGCAGAAUAAUUUGGAGCCAGAAUCUGCACGAUUAAACUCAAAUCUUCGAAAUGGCAACCAGAGACGCGAGAGCACAGACAGAAACGAAACCCAGGAGAAGAGAACGAGAUUUUCGCUGUCACAUGACGAGGUCCUCUUCGAAGGCUCCAUCGGUAAUACCUCGGACAACCUCGAGGCUGUCUCAGAGGCCGCCUCCAAUCACUCAGUGGCAUCUUCCCUGGAGCUGGAGACAGAGGACCAGAACGACAAUCUUUCGGAUAUGGUGUCGGCUAACGUCUCAGGUAGAGGAACCCCUAAUAUCUCAGGAAGGGACACCCCCUCCUCCCAAAUAACCGAGGGUGAGGCGAGACCUCUAGAUCUGCCACCCCCCACCAUCUCUACGAAACAGUCUCGAUCAGAAAUCGACGAUAAAUUCUGCAAAUUCGAAAUUAAAAAACUCAUCGAGGGUGAUGAGACAAUUUCCCUGGUCUCAGAUACCUGGUCCACUGAUGUUCUGGCAUCGGAUUCCGAGAUGGUAGAGCAGCAGGAACGCUUUCCCUUUCCCCCUCCACCAGCUGUGGAAGUGCCACAGGUAUUGGCAGUGACGCCAGGGCCUCUGGACGUGAGUGAAACAGCGUCGGAGGCGUGGAGUACAGACGUCCUGGCAAGUGACUCCGAGAGACUUACGGAAGUCGAUACAGAUGAUACAGCCAGUGUGGCUCGUUCUGAUGAUACUGCGAGGUCUGAGGUCGAGGUGGAGAGUCGAGGUGAACCUGAAGGUGGUGAGGAGUCCUCGGAGCCAAAUGGAUUUCAGAUCGAUGGAGCUGGACCCCUCUUCAGGCCCAUCAGAGAGGACCCCAUUGGGAGGGCAGCUCCCGUAUCGGGGAAUGUCACUGGACGUGGAGGCACUCGCUCGGAUUAUCGGAGGAGCACCAUGGAGUAUGUUGAUAAUAAUGCCAAUAACAUAAGUAAUUUAGAAUAUGGCAAAUCUGUGAAUGAAGAUGGACUCGUGGGGCUCAUCGAGAACCUGCAGAUCGAUGGCUGCAAGAGUAAUGAGAGUCAAGGAUGCAAUUCCAGAGAUAAACCAUUGACUGUCAAUGGGGAAGCCAAGCACGAUGAUUCUGAACUAAUGGGUAGACUGAGCACGGCUAGUCUCGCCUCCAGCAGCUCUGGCUCUGCUUCUAGUUCAGAUAAGCCUAAGAAUGCCACGUCAACACCUGAUGUUACUCCUCGAGUGACUGCAACUUCUGAGAAUAAUCCUGAGGGGAAUGGAAUAAAACCUAAUAUAUCAACUGGUGCUAUCCCAAAGAGCAUCAGCUUCGAUAUGACAGCUACACGAGGGGAUAAGGAGCUGCUGGAUGAGGACCAGAAGAACAAGCGUGGAUUCUUCAGUAAAUUCAAAUUCAUGAGGAAUCGAAGGGGAAAAUCACCCCGAGGGGAUGAUUUGGCCAGGUGCUAUGACGAGACUGAUGGCGAGGGCAGACACAGACUCAGAAGAAUCAUGUCUGAGGAUACGUCGAAUUCUCAUGGUGACAGCACUGAGGAUAUUCUUGCUAAAUACAGGAGAAAACCCAGUGCCACCAGUGAUACAGCAUCUGUGGAGAGCAAUCAGUCAAGGGCGAAAGAAGCUGAGGACGAACGAUUGAUGAUUGAUGUUAAUAAUGUUGAGCUGUCGUUUGCAUUUGCAGAUGCUAAACGCAAGUUGAGAAUGGUAUUGAGCACUGCUGAUCUACAGCAUAUUCCAUGGAGUGUAUCCUCGGAGAGAAAUCCUUGGGGCCAAAAGGAGAACGAACUCGUGGCUUUUCUACAGAUGCAAUUGGCUGAGGCUAUCAAUCUUCAGGACAGGGCACUCAUCGCUCAUCUCCAUGAGACUCUUAGGUGUGUCAGGCUGUUCAAUGAUGACGCUUGCAGGAAGCUCUUCAAAUCGCUCAAGGAGGACUACCAGAAACGAUCUCCUUAUAUCGCAUAUUUGAUAAGGUGCAGACAGGGAUUACUGUCCACUCUUGCCCAUCUCGAGAGACUUGGGGAGAGGGUUAAAUGCGAUCGAGAGGCUGUGAAUAGUCAUCUUGUGGCUGUUUGCGUGAGGGUUUUCAUCGAGAAGAGAGAGCAUCAGGUGCUGAGGUUCUGCGAUGAAUUUCAAAAGCUCAAGGUUGCUGAUGAGAAGCAGGACCUUGUCGAUCAUUUUUUGGGGAAGAUCAAUUCUGAGAUGGAGAGUGAUCCCAUAUGGCAGGCUGCUAGUGAAGUUCAGCUGGAAAUGGCUAGGGUUGUUGUUGAGAGGACUCUCAUGGCCAGAGUCUAUCAUAAUGCACUUUAUCCUAAUGGGGAUGGCGAUGUUUAUAGGGAUCAGCUCUUUCAGGAUCAUAUCAAGAAAUUGGCCAAAGUUGUCACACCGAAUCAUAAGGAUCUCAGGAUACCUAAGGUUUAUCAUUAUGAAUGCCCCUGGCCCUGGGCACAGGCUGAGCUUGCUGUCAUAUCUGCGUAUAAGACACCUAGGGAUAAACUCCAGUGUGUAUUCAGGUGUGCUACCACCAUUAUGAAUCUGCUUUCUAUGGCUUCUGAGAGGGGCAUCCCUGCUGCUGAUGAUCUUAUUCCUGUUCUGGUUUAUGUCAUCAUUAAGGCAAAUCCACCGUCGUUACUGUCAACAGUGCAGUACGUUGACAGUUUUUAUGGAAAUCGUCUCGAGGGUGAAGAACAAUACUGGUGGACUCAAUUCUGCUCGGCAAUUGAAUUCAUCAAGACCAUGGAUUAAUGACUCUUCUCUGUAAUCUUUACAUAAUGUACAGGAUAUAAUUAGCUGAUUUAUUUGUGUUUCGAUAUCGAGGGGGGAGUAUACGGUGUGAGUUAACGUCAGUGCCAUGGAUUGACAAUACGACUUUACACGGAUGUUCGAGAGAUUGAUUCUUUUUGCUAUUCUACAUCAAUUAGCCCUCGAGUGGGUGUUGUACAAUUCUUCAUAUUAUGGAUUAAUCGUGUUGGGAUUUUUGGGUGCGAGGAAUCGAAGUUCAAGGCUUUAUUUUCCAUCGCAAACAUGGAAUACAGGUUUAUUAAUUAUAAUUAUCGAUUCUACUUGUGGGAUUUUUUAAUGAGAGCUUAAUAGUAACAAUGGGAUAAAAUGCUUUGAGUUGAUAACAACUCGGAAUCUGUCUGAGAUAGUCAUAAUUGUGUGAAGACUUUUUUUCCAGACUGAAACGAGAUCUAUAAAAAAGUUCUUAUGAAUAUUCACCUGUCUCUGACAGAUUUCGGAAUAUUUUCGGUAUUUGCACGGGUCUUGGAAAAACUCCGUUAAUUGAGAAAUUUGAAUCGAUUGACCUUUUCAUUAUUGAAAUUCAGAUAAAGUAAUUCAAUAGGAGAAUGAUGAGUAGAGAAGUAAAUUUAAAUUUAUUUGAAUUAAAUUCCUGGAUUAGUAAUUUAUUUAGGAGAAACUGUAACUGUGAAAUUUGACUUAUCUUAUUUUAUCACUUCGUUAUUUUUACGAGUUACACGAGUUUUUCUCUGACCCAUCGGGGGAAGUCCUUGGAUUAAACUAACCACCGAAUGGUCUCGGUCUUGAUUAAUUAGAGCUACGCGCACACCAGGGUUUGAGAUUUCUACGAUAAAAGGGUUUAAGAGGAGAAAAUACUCUGCAUUGUUAUAAUUACUACGAAUAUUUGCGCAUAAUGACAUCAUCGCAAAAUAUUUUGCAAUAUGAAAUAUAGUGAAUAUGUAUACAUAUAUAUUUUUUUAGUCGACGAAUAUAUGCAAUAUCUUUGAAAUAUCAUAUAUUGUAGGAUAUGCACAGUAAAAAAAGGGGAGCACAACUGGAGGACAUGGGCAUGAGACGUUCGAUGUAGAGAUUAUAUACGGCACUUUUGUGAGAUUAGACGUAUGAAAAAAUUGAUAGGACACUUCUUCUAAUUCUUAUUUUAUUAGAGCUUUUAAUAUAAUUCUAUUUAAUCAUCUUUUGCACCAUUUCAAAAUAAUAAAUAAAAAAUUGUGCAAGUCUAUCAUUUUGUUCAGAGAUAUUUCACAAAAAAAGGCGAAAGACUUUUAUUCUUUUCGAUGAAAUCUCUCGGGCGUAAAUGUCUCAAUAUUUUUUAGUUGCAUAUUUAUUGGGUCCAGUAGGAAAAAUCUGAACAGAAUGAGUUAUUGCAGAAAAAUCAACAUUUUCUUUUCUGUAUGAAUAAAUGUAUGUUUAAAAAUGUGGAGAUAGUUUCAAUAAUUUUCAGUAGAAUUAGA